AUGAGAGGACACAAUCUUUAUGGCCAUCUAAAUGGGACUAUCUCUGCUUCUGUUGAGACCACCAACAACAACAACCUCACAUUUGCCAACCCCGAUUAUGUUAAUUGGUUUUGUCACGACCAGUUAAUCCAAAACGCAAUUUUAGCAUCAGUAGAUCCCACUCUUUCUGCCAUUGUAGCCGCUGCAACCACAGCCAAAGCAGUCUGGGGUUCCCUCCAUAUGACAUAUGCAAAUAAGUCACAAACCUGCAUAUUCAGCUUGCGAGAUUGCCUCGAUCAUCUCAGGAAAGAGAGUCUCCUUAUUCUCACUGGUCUUGGACCAGAAUAUCACGAAAUCUCUGCAGUGAUUCGAGCACGUGACACCCCAAUUUCAUAUGCUAAACUGUUUGAAAAGCUUAGCAAUCAUAAGCUUUUCCUCAAACACAAUGAUCCGCCUCAAUCCACUAUAAUUACUGUUGUUGUUUUUCAAAAGUCGAGCUCUCAAAUGUGGACUAGAGCCACCAACACUAAUAGGCGUUCAAACAACUACCAGCAACGUUCUCCCAAAUUCAGAUGUUCUCCCACCCUCCUCUGCAAUUCAAUCCAAUUGAAUUCCCCUAAAACCAGAAAUCUCUCUCCCGUUUUACAAACUGAAACCCCAAUUCAUCUUAUCUCUCACAAAUUCUACUUAUCUUUUCUUUCUAUGACUCUUUCUUUUCCUCUUACUUCCUUUGCCUCCUCUGAAACUACAAUACCCACUUCAACUAAACUCAACUUAGAAGCAAUAUUGGUCUCUAUUGAUGAUUUUUUCACCAAGUAUCCAUUCUUUGUUGCUGGGGUUUCCUUUAUCUGGCUUGUUGUUAUACCAUUAGCAGAAGAGUACUUGCAAAAGUAUAAGUUCAUCUCUGCCGUUGAUGCAUUUGCAAAGCUUCGUGAUGACCCCACUUCCCAACUUUUAGAUAUUCGUGAUAACAAGAGCUUAGCUUAUUUGCCUUCUCCCAGUUUGAGAAUGUUUAAUAAGAGUGAGAUGCAGGUUGAGUUCCGCCAAGGAGAUGAAGAUGCCUUUGUCAAGAGUGUCUUUCAGAAAUUCAACGACCCACAAAAUACUACGCUUUGUGUUAUAGACAAUUUUGAUGGGAACUCGAUUAAAGUGGCUGAACUAUUGGUGAAAAAUGGUCUCAAAGAGGCUUAUGCUAUCCGAGGUGGGAUAAGAGGCAAGAAAGGAUGGCAGGAGAUCCAAGAAACCCUUCUCCCUCCAUCUGUUCAUAUUUAUCCCAAGAAGAAGGAUAAAGGGUUGCAACCACAAGGCAGCAAUAAUGGGGUGAUUCAAGCAAAUGAAAGUAAUAGUCAAUCUCCAUCUGCUAUAGGUGUGACCCAAGUUGAGCAGAUAAGCAAUGGUCCCGUUAAGCACUCUGCUGACUCACUCUCAGCAAUAAAAUGUGGUCCUAGGUCAUCAUCCCCAUAUCCAAAUUAUCCAAAUUUGAAGCCCCCAUCGUCCCCUUCUCCUUCAAAGCCUCAAAAUUGAUGGUAGUUGCAUGUCGUUCCUUUGAUGCCUCCUAUCUCAUCGAUCAUGUGAAUGGUGUAAUAUUAGCCAUGUCUCAACUGCAGCUUGACAUCAAUAUGUUUCUGAAGAGAGUAUGACUGACACACACUGAAAAACCAAAGCAAAUGAUGUCUGCUUUGAUUUUUCCUUGAUCCACCAUGGAAUGCAGAAUAACUUCUAUAGUCCAGUUUUGGGCAUUGCUAAACUUUUCACUUUUAGUGUAUGUGUUGAACAAGAAUUUUUAGCUAGCUCUUUUGUAGCAAGCUCUGUUACCAAAUCACUGCCUAUUAAGUCUCUGAAAUGUCCUUUUCCCACCCA
This is a messenger RNA of Solanum verrucosum, 1839 nucleotides long. RefSeq lists its product as uncharacterized. The record is from RefSeq and is a predicted model, not a curated record. The transcript has 6 exons. NCBI's taxonomy places the organism in Eukaryota, Viridiplantae, Streptophyta, Magnoliopsida, Solanales, Solanaceae. Bases 1 to 1503 code for a protein of 500 amino acids.